AUGGGAUGUGGGAUGUCCUUCUAGUAAGUGCUAAGGACUCUUGGGGGUUUGGAUGGGAUGGAAGUCAAGUGAUUUGGGGUUUCUGAAAAAAUUAUGGAUGUUUCUUGAUGAAUGACAAGAAAGAGAGUGAAGGAGGGAAGGAAAUGGGAAGAGGAGCGAGGAGGGGGGAGCCGGGCUUUAUGUCGGGGGUGGGCUCUAAGAGAGGCCGUCCUGGGCCUGGCCAAUCAGCGUCCUCCUCUGCCGACCUCAUCCAACGUCGCCCCGACCUAUGAAACCGGCUUACACCCAUCAUUUACCUCCAGCAUUCUCUCGUCGAUAUAUCUACUAAAACAGCAAGCAAUAUAUCCUCGAGAACCUCCUCGGACGAAGAAAUCUCGUCAUGAUAUCUGUGGUACUCAAAAGCCCCGUUGCCAGACGUUGAGAGGGAACUCUGCUGCGGAGGGACCUGGGGCCAAGAACCAUCUGUCACGAUAUUCAAGGCAUCCCCUACACUAUCCCUACAAGUGUGUGUCGUCUCAGUGGGAUUGGAUGGUCUGUUCGUUGGUAAUUCUCCUCUCUUGUGGUCGUCUCUUGAGGACAUCUCACCAGCCAGGUGCCUGGAUGCCUCAGGGCACCCAAAGCCACUGAGCUUUUGCCCUUCAUUAAUAUCAUGUUUAGAUCAUCCCAUUGAACGAUAAACCAAUUUUUUUAUCGCCGCC
Messenger RNA from Ilyonectria robusta, 698 nucleotides. RefSeq lists its product as uncharacterized. The record is from RefSeq and is a predicted model, not a curated record. The transcript has a single exon. The coding region runs from base 112 to 627 and encodes 171 amino acids. NCBI's taxonomy places the organism in Eukaryota, Fungi, Ascomycota, Sordariomycetes, Hypocreales, Nectriaceae.